UUGAAAGCGCUCGGCAAGAUUGUUUCUGGUUGGACUCAUUUAACAGAUAGACGCGAAUGAUUUAACGAAACUUUGACGUUGUCUUUCUACUAUCUUUAACCAAAUGUAAUUAAAUGUAGAUGGAAGAUUUAGAAAUACCACUCCCUACUGUAAGGAGAAAAAUAGAUGAUGUGCAGCGCUUCCUUUCCAUUGCAUUGCAUAUUGCUAAUGCACACACCGUAGACUUUUACACGCGUAAUAUAUGGGAAGAGUUCGUUGCUCUAGCACCGGAGGACGUGUUGUCCCAAUUAAACGGUAGUCCUCAUGGGUCGGCUCAAGAGGGAACCUCGGAAAACAACUUUGGUUUCUGUCAUGUCAGUGGGAAGCUGGUGGACACAGGUGCCUUCCUGGAAGCAGCGAACACUCAGUCUCUCCCACAGCUGGGGGUUUCUGUGCCCUUGGAAGAGUUAGUGGGCAGGUGCACUGACACAGAUAGACUUCCCCAGAGGAAUGCAGCUUUGGAGGCCGAUGAGUUUAUGAACUGUAAGAAGGCCCAUGAGGUCCAGGCCAUGUCUGAGGUAGUGGCUGCCCUGGCCCAACACUGCAGAGUCAACCAGGUCAUAGAUGUGGGCUCUGGAAAGGGCUAUUUAAGCUCCCAUCUCUCCAUGCAGUAUGGAUUGCAGGUGUUUGGCAUUGACUCUUCCAGCACCAACACACACGGAGCACAGGAGAGGAAUCGGAAGAUGAAGAGGUUCUCCAGAGGGAUUCACAAUCUCAAGAAAGAGCCUCCGGAGAGGGGAAGGUUUCCAGGAGAUGGACAGGAAGAGGAGCACAGGGAGACUGGGAAGGAAGAGGAGCACGGGGAGACUGGGAAGGAAGAGGAGCACAGGGAGACUGGGAAGGAAGAGGAGCACAGGGAGACUGGGAAGGAAGAAGGAACCGAAGAGAGGAAUCCUACAGACUUCCAACGCAUUCGGUUGAGUGCUGAUGUCGAGGUGCCAGUGGACGUGAGCAGUCAUCUCGGGGAGACUGUGGAAUGGGCAGUUGAAGAUGAAUGCAUUACUGACCCUUUUCUUAGUGCCCUGUCUUUGAAUGCCGUGGAACCAGUCUCGACCCGUGUCCCUCCCAAUCAGCUGAGCAAGGAGGAGAAGGAAAGGAGGAUGAGGGAGAACUUGGAAAGAAAGUUGCCGAUUAGAAAAAGCAACAGCAGCAUCUUCUUACCACUGACCUCUUAUGUCACUGCAGAAACUGAACUACGAGAGAUCAUCCCUGAACUGGAGGAUGCAGUCAUGGUUGGGCUACACACCUGUGGAGAUCUGGCCUCAAGCACACUGCGCAUGUUUGUUGGCAGACAGGAGCUACGUGCCAUUUGCAGUGUGGGAUGUUGCUACAACCUUCUUUCGGAAGAGUUUGACCAGAAAAGAGGGCUUCAAUCACCGGUUACAGGCGAAAUGCAGCCCGUUCCUGGGAGCGAAGUGUAUGGAUUCCCCAUGAGCCAGUAUCUGAGGGAUCAGUCCUUCCCCUGUGGCAGGAACGCCAGGAUGUCUGCAUGUCUGGCGCUGGAGAGAGUGACAGUUGGUGGUGGGCUUCCUGUGGAAUCCCUGUUCUACCGCGCUGUUCUCCAUGUCAUCCUACGGGACCACUAUGAUGCACACAAGAGUGAGAAGCGUGUGGGCAACAUUUACUCCAAAGCUUCCUCUUUUGUGGAUUACAUCAGAAGAGCCCUCAGGAAGUUGGAGCUAGAGGAGUCAAAGCUCUCUGAUGGAGACAUUCAGGAAUACCAUGAUCAAUAUAAACACAGGAUAUGUGAGAUGUUGGCUUUUAACAGGCUGAAGGUGACAUUGGCCCCCUGUAUUGAAGGUCUCAUUCUCCUUGAUCGGCUGUGCUACCUGAAAGAGCAGGAGAAUGUGUCCUUCGGUGCCCUGGUGCAGCUCUUUGAUCCGGUCAUGUCGCCCAGAUGCUAUGGACUGGUCGCACUAAAGACCCUGGCAUGAAGUCUACUGCCCGACGAGGACAUCUACCUGUAAUACGUAGUUGAAUGUAUUGUUUCAACUCGAGAGCAUGUUGCCUAAACCAAAGAAAUAUUGUACCAUUACAUCAUUCCAUCAGUUGUUUUGAUAAAGGUUUAAAACGCAAUUGUAUUAUUUUCAUUGUUGUUGCAGGUGUUUUUGUUGUUUUAUCUUUAAAUGAAAUGGUCUUCCUUCUUGAAAUAAAUGAAACAUGUGUAACAUGUGACAGAUGUAUGAAAUAAAACUGCAUCAGCUGAAAA
Molecule: messenger RNA, 2248 nt
Organism: Clupea harengus (Atlantic herring)
Lineage: Eukaryota; Metazoa; Chordata; Actinopteri; Clupeiformes; Clupeidae
Gene: mettl25
Product: methyltransferase like 25
Source: RefSeq, a predicted model, not a curated record